AAAUCGAAUAUUCUUCAUUUGGUUAUUAUUGGCUGCAGAUUCGAAUCAUGCCGUAUCCGUAUAUUUUUGGGUCUUUACAAAAUUGAAUGAUCCUAUGAAUGCAUGCAACGAGCACUGUCACCAACAAAUUAUUUUGAAGCUCCUCAGUUCUAAUUUAAGAAGGUUAUAGUGGCAAGAACCGCAUAGCCUGGGUGUUGGCAUAUAUAUACCUCCCUCGUUCUGACAACAAAGUGAACGGGAGAACUUUUAGCAUGCUACAAGGACUGCUUCAAAACUUGGAAGUACCCUGACUCUUUGUGAUAGCACAGUAUGAAGCUGGAAGACUUCUUUACCUUGACUGAGAUGAAGGAUGGGCUCACUGCUCUUGCUAGGGUUGAAGAGCUGGUCUCCAUAAUGCAGCAGGAGAAAGAUACUGUUGUCAAGAAUGUCGUGGAGGCAGCGAGACAGUGGUCCACUGUUGCAAGUACCUUAGCAGCAACAGAGAGUAAGGACUGUCUUGAUCUCUUCGUUCGGCUAGAUGGACUUUGCUUCCUUGGCCGCUGGCUUCAAGAGGUGAAAAAGUGUAGUGAUGACAUCAGUGAUAGUUUUGCAGAAGAGUCGAUCACUGCACUUUUAGCAGCACUUGAGAAGCUUCCCAUUGAUGAGGAUACAUUAAUUUCUUCAGGCAUCAAUGUGAUUAUGAAGGAUCUUUUUGGUCACAAGAGCAGUAGGGUUCAAGAUAGGGCAAGAACUUUAUUUGAUGGUUGGAACCAGGUAAGGGAUGAGGAUGCAGAUCACCAAGACAUUGAGAAAGGUGGGGCAUGCCUGGAGGAUGAGGUUACAGCUAGUGCAAAAGGUGCUGCAGAGAGUGGACGCCCAGAACAGUCAAAUGGCAGUGUUUUCCCAUCGAUGGGAGGUGCUGAUGAGGAUAGGCAUUUAGUAGAGCCAUCUGGGGGUGAAUUUCAGCCUCCACAAAGCUCAGAUGGCUCUCAUUCUCGUAGUGCUGAAGGUGUAAAGUUUCAUAUGCCUACUAAUCAGCAUACCUCUCGUAUACCUUCAGGCCAGACAGAUGAGGAUGGAUGUCAAGGAUGUCCUCUGGAAAGCCAAUCUAUUAUGGAAGAAUCCUUUUCACAUCCUGCAGAAAGUGCAACCUCCACUGGGACAUGCAGUUCUCCGGUUCUGCUGAAAGUUAAUGCUGAGGGUAAGUCCUUGGAUAUUCCAGAGCUGAAAGAAGCCCCCGAGGAUGCGAAAGAAACAGAUGGAGUGAAAGAUAUCCAAGAUAAGCCUGGUAGAGAGGAAACAUCUGCUGUUUCUACCCCAUUGGAGUCCAACUCUAUCUCCUUGACUGUUAAUGAUAUGCCGUCUGUGAUGGAAACUGCUGCUGAAGAAACACUGGUUUCUGAGGUGAAGGGUGUGUCUGUUGAUGAUGAGUUGCUAAGACCUUCCAGAAGCACAGGGGAAUUCAAGACUACAGGUCAAGGUGAUGAAGGUCUUUCUAAUGACUUGCAGGACUUAACUAGUGAUGGGCAUAACUUAAGAAGCACAAAAAACCUGGAGACUUCCUUUUGCAGGACUGAAGAUGUUGGAGCAGGAUCUAUUAAAGAUCUUGCUGGUGAGUCGAGUUCAACGGUAUGCAGAAGAGAGGAAUUGGCAAUCGCUGCUGAUGUCCCCAAACUGAAGAUGGAUUUGAAAGCCUCAGACAAGUUUGAAGAGAGAAAAUUAGAAAUGGAACUUGAGUAUGGAGUGGAUGAUGCCCUGGAAGUGGCUCGGCAAGUUGCUAAAGAAGUAGAGAGAGAGGUAGUGGAUAACAGAGAACCAUUCUGCAGCUCUUCUUCUGAGAAAAAUUCUGAAGGAGUGGUUCAGCCUGGUAGCCCUGAUUCUAUAAAUGAUGAGAAGGACCAACUCAUGACAGGUCCACUACAUGAUUUGCCAACCGGACAAAAUCUUUCUUGUGGGGCCUCUUCUCCAAGGGGAGAGGAGCAUUUAAGGAGCUCGCAGGAUGUAGAUUCAAAACCAGAAAACUGUAUGCAAGACCUGGAAUCCUCCCAAUUGACUGAAGCCGCUCAAGAACUAGCAGGUAACAGUGAAAGGGAACCAUGUGGUUUUGAUCUUAACGAGGAAGUCUACUCAGAGGAAAUGGCAAGCCCAUCAACUCCCAGUUCUGUCCCCAUCACUGUUGCCACAACAAAAGCAACAGCUUCUGGAAUUCCUGUGGCUCCUUUGCACUUUGAGGGGAAUCUGGGAUGGAAGGGCUCUGCUGUUACCAGUGCUUUCCGUCCACCAGCUCCUCGCAAGACUCCAGACGGUGAGAAGGCUCUCUCGGUUGAGGGGAGCAACCACAGUUCCAAAUGCAGGCAAGAUGUCCUUGAUUUUGAUCUGAAUGUGGCUGGGGCUGAUGAUGAUGGUGUCACUGAUCUGGCUUUGACAAAACAAAUCCCAGAGUCAUCAAGUCUCCCUUCUGGGGAAUCUUCUGUUGAGGUGAGUUCAAGAAGGGGAGAGAGGCUUAUGUUGGACCUUAAUCGUUCUGGUGACAAUGAAGAUGCUCCUUUGUCUGAUUCAAGGACAGAAGGCCAGUUCCUUUAUCACCACAGAAAUGGGCAUCGAAGCCCUUCCCCAGCCUCCUCGUCAUCAUCAAGGCAGCCUCCAGUGAGAAACAUCGAUUUGAAUGACAGCCCGUCUUUCUUCGAUGAUACUUAUGGCCAGCAGCAUAGGCUUGUUAUAUCACCUUCCCAAGACAUGAAUGCACAUGGAGGGUUUAAGGUGGAUGAUCAUUUCAUUUCAAUCAUGGGAAAGAAAGUGGAGGUCAACCGAAAGGAUUGUGCACCUCAAACUCGUUCCUUCAUACCAAAUGGGCAGGUCAGUGAAUCCUUGGAGGCUGGCAUGGCAAGAUCUGGACGUGGUGUGGUAGCACCCUCAGCAAUGGUUCAAACAGCUUUGCCUUCUCGGUUGUUUGGGUACAGCAGCCUGACAGCAGGGUCCUCUACGUCUGUCACCCCAGCAGUGUAUGGGUCUAGCCCUUACAUGGUAGAUUCUAGAGGUGCUCCUGUUUUGCUGCAGAUAAUGGGAUCCCCAACAGCUGAUCCACCUCCCUAUUCCCGAGCAUCUUUCUUUACAAGCAUGACGGGAAUGCAAACAGGUUUGAAUGGGGUUGGGCCUUCACAAUCUGGCUUUGAUCUCAAUGCGGGCGUAAUGAUGGUUGACAACAGCGUGAACAGGGAAGCCGGGGGUCUCAGGCCGCUAUUUAUUCAGGGCCAGGGUGGAUCUGUGGAGGAGCAGAUGAGGUCUGCCUCCCUGCCUCUGAAUUCAAUGGUGGGGGUCAGGCGAAGAGAACCAGACGGUGGGUGGGAAUCGUAUCCGGUUGCUUAUAAACGGCAGUGGAAUUAGAAAGUUUUGUUUUGUUUACCCAAGGCUGGUUUCUCCUUUGGGAGGAGCUCCCUUUUAGAAAAGGAUAACAGAAAAGGUGCUUACAUUACCAGAGAUGCUCCAGAAGAUAGAUGAGCCCAUUGGCUUAUGUGGGAGGGACAUGGAUUAAACUGAAUAAGGCUGGAGGAUGGAUGGAUUGCCAGAGAAGAGAUAGGGAGAGGGUUUCAGAGUAGGCUUGAUUGUUCAUCUCUCAAUUUUUUUUUCUUGUUUAAUUUUCAGGUUUUCAUAGAAGGCUAUUACAACCAGAAAAGGGAAAGAAAGAAUAGCUGGGUCACCAUGUUUCUCUGUAGAUCUCUCUUCCUAUCUCUCUAUCUCAUAAAUAUCAACAGGAAAAAUGAAAGAAUUGGGUAUCAUUUACUCGGGCUUUACUGUUUAUGCCAUGUGUAUGUAACUCUCCUAAGGCCAACUCAUUGUACAGACUCUAACAUUCUUCAUUCAUGGGAAAUAUGGAAGGUUCUAGGCGUUCAACCUG
Telopea speciosissima is the source of this 3874-nucleotide messenger RNA. RefSeq lists its product as uncharacterized. The transcript is spliced from 5 exons. The record is from RefSeq and is a predicted model, not a curated record. NCBI's taxonomy places the organism in Eukaryota, Viridiplantae, Streptophyta, Magnoliopsida, Proteales, Proteaceae. Bases 310 to 3363 code for a protein of 1017 amino acids.